AUGUUACGAACAAGUGCGGCUGCGAGGAAUAAGGAACCAAUUUUGGAAGUUUUGAAGAAACAUAUUCGAGAUGGAGAUAAGGUAUGAUUUUUGGAUGAUUUUAAAAUAAAACUAUUAUUAUUGAUUGAUUUUUGGAAUUAAUUACGAAAAGCAACAUAAAAUCAUGAAUUUUUCAGAUUCUCGAGAUAGCUUCUGGAUGUGGAGAGCAUAUUCAUCAUUUCGCUCAAUCGAUUCCAAAUGCAACUUUUCAACCAUCUGAAGCUGACGCACGACUUCUUCAUAGUAUUGUAGGAUAUAUUGAUAACCAUCAGGUAUUAUUUUUAUUGAAGUAUAUUUGAUUUGCCUCGAAAUUAUUAGAUGACUUUUUGGUUCAAAAAGCAAUCUAUAUAUCUAUUUAAAUGUUGAACUGAAAAAUAUUUUUUGGUCAGACUUGAACUUAAAGGUCAAUAUUUAAGAGUCAAUAAUUGAAAGAAGGGGAAUUUCUUGAAUACCCACUGCACAGAACACUUCGUGGUCUCAAAAAUGAACCAAAUUUAUCUAGCGAAUUCUUUUCAAAGUAGAAAUGCUUUAAAUGAUAUUUUUUAGGUUUUACAAUUAAGAUAUUUCGCAAUAAUAUGAUAUUUGAAGUUCCAGAAUAAAAAUUUGAAAUUGAAUUGAUUAGAAGCCAUUCUGAAAAACUCAUAUUUUGCAGCUCCCAAAUGUUCGUGUUCCACUUUUCAUCGACGUUGCCAAGAAAUUCGAUCAAUGGGCAUUGCCAGAAGAUUAUGGUCCAAAAAAUCUCAACGUUGUUUUAAACAUCAAUAUGAUUCAUAUUUGUUCACAAAGUGCAAUUGAAGGACUUUUUGAGGUAUGUUUCAGAAAUCCAAAUGAUAUUCUAGUUUCAUUUCCUUCCAGGCCGCCGAUAUUCUUCUCAAUGAUCAAAACGGGCUUUUGAUAACUUAUGGACCAUAUAGUGACAAUGGUGUUAUUUCACCACAAUCCAAUAUUGAUUUUGAUGAGGGUUUGAGAUCUCAAAAUCCAGAAUGGGGAUUAAAAGAUGUGCAAUAUCUAGUCAAGCUUGCUCAAGAAGUCAAUCUUCAUCUUGCCGAAAAAGUUUGUAUGCCAAAAAACAACGCAAUUUUAAUUUUUUCAAGAUAG
This is a messenger RNA of Caenorhabditis angaria, 1137 nucleotides long. The record is from the annotation of a GenBank genome assembly. Lineage: Eukaryota; Metazoa; Nematoda; Chromadorea; Rhabditida; Rhabditidae.